This is a messenger RNA of Closterium sp. Naga37s-1, 1140 nucleotides long. The record is from the annotation of a GenBank genome assembly. NCBI's taxonomy places the organism in Eukaryota, Viridiplantae, Streptophyta, Zygnematophyceae, Desmidiales, Closteriaceae.
AUGCACGAGCGGGAAGCGGAGCGGCUGCUGAAGGCGGAGAGGAGGGCGGCGAGCAACGCUCGCCUCGUCGCGCCCCUCGCUAGCCCCGCUCAACGCGGCACACAAUUACCGCCCUCCUCCGGCAGUGUCGUGUCGCCAUCCCUCCUCGCUCUACCGACCCCCCUCUCGCCCCCGCACGUGCUCUCACACGAACCACCGCCGCCAGCGCGCCACCUUGCUCCCCUGCACAGCCCCACUCCCACGCACGCCGCCGCUGACGCCGCACCGUCGCCUCGUGGCCCGCUCCAUGGCGCGUCGCCCCUCGCGCCUCCCGCACAGCAGGGUGCCGGCGGUGACUCCAAAACAUCGCCAUCGCGUCACGUGCAGCGCGUGUUCGUGUCGCUCAUCGUGGUCUUUGCCGCCUCGCUGCUGCUCCUCUCGCAGCUCCCCUUCAUCAUCUCCGUGCUGUCCCCGUUUUUGUCGCCGUUCGAUAUAAGCGUGGAGGGGGCGGAGCAGGUGGAGCAGGCGGGGGCGGCGCAGGUGGGCGGCGUGUGGUCGCAGCUGCGGCAGCACCGCGGCAGCCUCGCGCUGCUCUUCCUCACGCGCGGCCCCAUCCCCCUCGCCCCGCUCUGGGAGAAAUUCCUUCGGGUGCGUCGCUGCCUCGUGCGCCUCCCCCCUGCGGACCCCCUCUUCGUGUGUCCCAGCCUCGUGCCUCCCCCCGCGUGCCUCCCCCUGCGUGCCUCCCCCCGCGUGCCUCCCCAGUCGUGCAUCCCCCCUCCAAUCAUAUUCUCUUGGGAAUUUAUGGACGCCUUUUCCUGUCUUGCCACUCACAUCACAUGCAUAUCGCCCUCUAUCGCACUGUGUCGAACCCCCUUCCCUCCUUUCCCCCCCCGGCCUCCUUUACACCCUCUCCCUCCCCCUCCCCCCCAAACGUCCCUUCUCCCUUCCUCCCCUCCCCCUCUUCCCCUCUCCCCCCUCCACCGACCCUCGUCCCGUCCCUCUCCUUCCCCCCUUCUCCCCGCUCCCCCUCCUCCCCACAUCCCCCCCAGGGCCACGAGGGGCGCUACACCAUAUACGUGCAUGCAUCCAACACCUCCUUCUCCUUCCCGCCCGGCUCCUCGCCCCUCUUCCGCGGCCGCCUCGUUCCAGGUGGAGAGGUGA